UUAUCAUCAAAGGAUCUAAUCUCCAAUGCCUGAGCCAAAGAGACGAGAAACUAUUACACCAACGCCUUCAUCUUCUCACCCUGACCGUUAUGUUCCAAAUGCACUAAAGUUUGCGUUUGGCGGUGCAGCUGGCAUGAUGGCAACAUGCAUAGUUCAACCCCUGGAUUUAAUAAAAACUCGAAUGCAGCUGGCUGGCAUGGGAAAGUCCUCAGUUGCAGUGACUUCGGAAAUCGUGGCCAUGGAAGGUUUUAUGGCUUUGUACAACGGUCUUUCCGCCGGCCUCCUGAGACAAGCCACUUACGGGACCACGCGUCUUGGCGUGUUUAAUUAUCUUUUUGACUCAUAUAAAGAAAGAAAUCAAGGCGUGGCACCAGGCUUCGUGCAAAAAACGAUGCUGGGUACAGUGUCGGGUGGAAUUGGUGCCUUUAUCGGUACUCCAACAGAAGUUGUCCUUAUUAGAAUGACAGCUGACGGUAGACUUCCUGAGAGACAGAGAAGAAAUUAUAGCAGCGUUUUUGAAGCACUCAGCAGAAUAGUGAAAGAAGAAGGUGUGUUAAAGCUGUGGCGAGGCGCUGCGCCGACUGUCUUCCGCGCAAUGGUCGUCAAUGCCGCGCAACUCAGCACUUAUACCCAGGCACGCGAGAUGAUGCUUGUGUCCAUUUCGGAUGGCAUCCUGUUACACUUCAGUGCUUCCAUGGUCGCCGGCCUCGUUACCGCCAUCGCCUCUUUGCCUGUUGAUAUUGCAAAGACUAAAAUCCAAAACGCAGCAAAAGGCCAAAGCCAAAUGUCGGUGAUAACCAACUUGAUACAAAACGAGGGAGUUUUGUCCCUUUGGAAAGGUUUUUUACCAUAUUACGCUCGCUUAGGCCCGCACACUGUGCUUACAUUUAUAUUCCUCGAGCAAAUGAAUGCUGCAUACUUUAGGUCUGAAUAAUUAUGGAUUUAUGGAUAUUACAAAAUGGCGAAUUUAGUCAUAGGACUGAGAGAGGUUAGUAUUUUGAGAGUCGUAGGAGUACCUACUACAAAAUGUUCAAUCAAAGUCCCAAAAGUCCAUUCAAGUAACAAAACAAGUAUCUAGGUCAUAGUUUCCCAAAGUGGUGUGCCCCAGUGGGCACUGAAGUCCUAGGGAUGCGGUAGGGGCCUCGGAAGCAAUUGGAGGGCGUUGAUGCUGUCCUGGGGAUGCUACCGCGUAUGCAAAAAUAAACCUGAAUAUAAACUACACUACGUAAUAUGUAGGUAUUUUUUCCAAGUCAUUUUUUGUGUUAAGUUAGUAUAAAAAUUCGUGUUUCAUUAUUUUUUGUGGCGGGUGUUGAAAUUUUUUUAUCUCGCGUAAGUGGGCGGGAGGCAAAAACUUUGAGAACCUAUGAUCUAGGUGGACACAGCGAUUGCCUUUCAAGCAGGGUUCGAAUUCGAAAUGAUAAUUUAUAAUCUUGAUAAAUAUAUCAUCAUAAUUAUGCUAUGUUUUGUUUUUUAGAUAGGUACUACGACACUGAGUCGUGUGUAAAAUGAUUGUCUUGCAUUGCAUACUUGUACAUGAAGCGUUAAACCACAGACAUAUAUCUGUCUGUGCGUUUA
Hyposmocoma kahamanoa is the source of this 1575-nucleotide messenger RNA. Its product is annotated as mitochondrial 2-oxoglutarate/malate carrier protein-like. Gene Ontology annotation, molecular function: sulfate transmembrane transporter activity; succinate transmembrane transporter activity; malate transmembrane transporter activity. NCBI's taxonomy places the organism in Eukaryota, Metazoa, Arthropoda, Insecta, Lepidoptera, Cosmopterigidae. Gene Ontology annotation, cellular component: mitochondrial membrane. The coding region runs from base 26 to 934 and encodes 302 amino acids. The record is from RefSeq and is a predicted model, not a curated record. The transcript has 6 exons. Gene Ontology annotation, biological process: oxaloacetate transport; thiosulfate transport; malate transmembrane transport.